This is a messenger RNA of Penicillium samsonianum, 2542 nucleotides long. RefSeq lists its product as uncharacterized. The record is from RefSeq and is a predicted model, not a curated record. Bases 117 to 2267 code for a protein of 716 amino acids. Gene Ontology annotation, cellular component: septin complex; microtubule cytoskeleton; cell division site. NCBI's taxonomy places the organism in Eukaryota, Fungi, Ascomycota, Eurotiomycetes, Eurotiales, Aspergillaceae. Gene Ontology annotation, molecular function: molecular adaptor activity; GTPase activity; GTP binding. The transcript has 3 exons. Gene Ontology annotation, biological process: cytoskeleton-dependent cytokinesis.
AUCACGGGUUUAUCACCUCGUGAUGGCUUACCUGAGCAAUGUUAUGACAUGAUCACUUUAGACUUGCCCUGGCUUUGUGACUUUGUUGACCUCCAAGCUUGUUCAGUUCCUCUCAUAUGAGAAAUGCCUUCAUAAUGAGACCUAUUCCAGACCUCGCAUUCUCUCGCAAACUCUCCGACCACCCCCCAUCUCCAUCCCUCGAUCCCCGCACUACAACCCCCGCGACCUUCUUCUUAUCGCGCAGUCCACAUGUCGCGGAUCAGGAUUCCAGUAUAUCGUUAGAUAGCCCCGAGGAUGUCAAAGAGAAUAUGUAUGGAGUACAAAGCCUAGAUGCCUCUCUGUCCCAAUCAGAAUUCACAUCCUGGCCCCGCGAUCACUCCGCAGACAACCUGAAGCAGGCAACCGACGAUUUAGAAUCGCACCUCGCCCAACGCCGGUCAACACUGAAGCCGCUAAACUCAGACACCGAGGAACCCUCUGAACAUGCAUCUGCCAUUCACGCAAUGUCUCGGCCCUUAACUCCGCUUACGUUGGGCAUCCCCGAUGACCCAUCCUCGCUGCCCAGCAGCCCUAAAUCUAUAUCCAACCAGUCCUUGCGGCCGCUCGAUGAUAUCUCUAUUACGGAUGAAAUCAAUAGUCAGGCUGUCGGAUCUGGAGAUGAGGACGAAAUGUCCCAUGGGUCUCCAUUUUUCGCCCCAGGUGGGGCCUCCCAGCUUAUCAUGCCAAGUAUCAAAAUGCCUAGUCGGCGACCGUUCACUGAGCGAGGAAAAGCCAUGGGUCGAUUCAAGGUUCUUCUAGCUGGUGCUCCUGGUUCUGGUAAAACCUCGUUGAUCAAGUCUAUUGUUCAGACAUGCGACGAUAUCGUACAUGUCGACACCAUUCCACAAGUGACCUCUUUGGGACGACGCAGACCUUCCCGGCCCCGAUUUCGGGGGACAUUGACUGCCACCACGGAAAUUUAUGCUAGCACCAAACCUUAUCCUCCAUGGUGGUCUGAUCUGGAAGAUUCGCGCGUGCUCCAGCGCCGGAAAAGCGUCGGGGAAAGUGUGCUAGAGAGGAAUAUCUGUUUCGUGGAUACACUCGCAACAAAUUUAAGCCGGGCAGGUCAAAGCGACGCUAUCGGGCAGUAUAUGAGACAACAGUUCUUCCGUGCUACCAAUGCGCUCAGUGGGUCUAGUGUUGAUUUUCAAAACCUCCUAGCCGGGAAUGGUGGAUCCCAGGUGGAUGCAAUCUUAUAUUUGAUUUCUAAUGACACCCUCUCAGCAGACGUGGAAUCCAUCCGCAAGCUCUGCGAGCUAAGCAAUGUAAUCCCAAUAAUAUCCAAAGCAGACACCCUCAGCCCAGCUCAAAUUACCGAGUUAAAACUUCGCUUCCACGAACAAGCGCGCGAGGCCGGAAUCAAACCAUUCCUAUUCGGUGACCCGCCGAACGGUCUAGACGGGCUCGAAUCCCAACCCCCAUAUGCGGUCUCCUCCGAAAAAACAGUCGACACUGAAACAAUGGAUGCAAGCACCCUAAUGAGUCCAGACUACGUUCAACCACUCGUGCCCUCCGAACUAGACGCCCUAGUCAACAAAAUGUUCGAUCGCGACAAUCUAGCCUGGAUGCGCCAUUCCGCUGCAAAGAAACUCCUCCAGCAACGCACGGACUCAUAUUCACUCCCACCCUCAAUGCCAUUACCUAGUGUGCAGCCGGGUCCUACCGCAAGUGGGUCCGCAUCUGCAUCUAGCAGCUGGCGUUCCGUCUCCCCACCCGGCUAUGCCAUGGCCCGCAUCGCAGACUACACCCGACACGAGGAGCGCAUGGCGCAGGUCCGCCUUGCCCAGUGGGCGACAGAUCUGCAGCGCAGCUUGCAGAACGAGCGCGAUAGAUACACCUCGCUGGCUCGCGGUGAGCGCGCUGUAUGGCUCACCGAGCGGCUGGGCGAGUGUGUUGUCGACGGCUCACUGGUGCCUCUUUCGCAGACGCCUGGGUUUUGUGGGCUGCAUGGCGCCAUCGGCGAGAAGAACCCUGGCGGGUUCCAGGUCAUGCGCUCACAUGCCGGUUCCGGAGCGUAUCGCUUCGCGACUUUUAGUCCACAUGACCCGCUCGGCGUGGUUGGCUGGAUUGACGACCUCGGACACCGGAGCUGGAUGCUUGUUCAGAUUGUUGGGAGUGUAGGGAUUGUUGGUGGCUUGGCGCUAUGGCUUGCGCGCACAUGGGGUUUGCCCACGCGCAGUCUUUCGGAUUUGCGGGUUGAGUACUGGUGUGGAACUAUGGAACGGUAGGUCGAUGAGAUGACUCCGGUAUGAUAAUGAGGGGAUGAAUAUGUGAUAUGGGCUUUAUGGAGUUAUGGUUUUCUACAUAUGUAGUUUGUCUGCAGCGUUCCUACGGGAUGGGUUUGUCUUUCUGCUUUUGUGUUCUUGAUCCUCCGGGAGAUCAUUGCUCAUCUUCUUUCGGUGUCUUCCGGCUCUGGGACUAUUCUCUGUGCAGUUUUGGGACACGUAGCAUAGUCGUACAGGGAUAACUUUCAUGAAGAUGAUAAAUUUGAUUUUUAUGAUAA